AUGAAAAUUCUUUUCUUAAUCGUUAGAAAAAUUAUUUUCAUUUCAUUUCUUCAACUUUCAACAGCAUCUAUUAUAGAUUAUUCUUAUUCAUCUCAACAAGAUUUAUAUGAUGCUAUUCUUAACACGUUAUUUCCAAUCUUUUUCGUCCUUUUAUUUAAUGUCAGAGGAGAAUCUGGACGUAUUAAGAAAGUGGCAUUACCAUUAAUAGAUGAUAUAUUAUAUAAUCUUAUUACUUGGGCGAUUCCACUAAUAGUUGCUUUUACUUAUGGAGAUACGUUAUCUAUAAAAGUAUUUUCUAUUAUAAACAUGUGUUUACAUGUAUUUUGUGCUGUAUACGCAAUAAUUAAGCAUGAAACAAUUAAAGGGUCUAAAGGAAAAGCUUACUCCGAAAUUAUUUUUUGGUUUUUAGUCCUUUUUCCUGUAAUAGUUAUUCCAGCAUUUUGGAUUAUUGUUAUCAUUAAUGAACAUCCUCUAGAUUCAAUUAGUUUAACAUUUCUUAUAUUAUUUGGAAAUUCUUCUUACUUUACUGAUAACGUUCCUGAUGAUUUUCUGGCUACUUCAACUGCAAUAACUCAGCUUAUGGUGCGGAAUGUAUUAUCGACAGAGAAUUAUAUGAAAACUGAAGAAUCAUCGAGUUGA
Molecule: messenger RNA, 639 nt
Organism: Dentiscutata heterogama
Lineage: Eukaryota; Fungi; Glomeromycota; Glomeromycetes; Diversisporales; Gigasporaceae
Source: the annotation of a GenBank genome assembly